Colletotrichum chrysophilum is the source of this 912-nucleotide messenger RNA. RefSeq lists its product as uncharacterized. Gene Ontology annotation, molecular function: oxidoreductase activity. NCBI's taxonomy places the organism in Eukaryota, Fungi, Ascomycota, Sordariomycetes, Glomerellales, Glomerellaceae. The record is from RefSeq and is a predicted model, not a curated record. The transcript has 3 exons. Bases 1 to 912 code for a protein of 303 amino acids.
AUGUCGAUCAAGACAGUCGCCGUCGUUGGUGCUUCAGGCCUCGUCGGCCUCCGCGUCGUAAAGUCCCUCCAGGACCACGGCUUCACCGUCACAGCCAUCUCGCGCACCUCCUCAACAGCAACUUUCCCCGCAGGCGUCGCCGUCCGCAAAGCCGACCUCUCCUCGGUCGAGUCGCUGACCGCCGCGCUCGCGGGCCAGGACGCCGUCGUCUCGGCCAUCUCGACCGUCGCGGCCGUCGUCAAGGGCGCGCAGGACCCGCUUGUCGACGCCGCCGUCGCGGCCGGCGUGAAGCGCUUCAUCCCGUCCGAGUACGGCCUCAACACGCGCAACCUCAAGGGCGAGAUCCUCGGCGACUGGCUGAUUGCCAAGACCGAGGCGGUGGACUACCUGAUUGAGAAGGCGAAGGCGCACGAGGGGCUCACGUGGACUGGGAUUGGCACGAGUCUGUUCUUUGACUGGAGCAUCACCCGCGGCAUCUACGGCAUCGACCUCGCGAACAAGAGCAUCGACAUCUUCGACUCGGGCAACCAGAAGGUGUCGACGACGUCGCUGGUCUUCCUGGCCGAGGGGAUCGCGGCCGUGCUGAAGCACCCCGAUGAGACGGCCAACCAGUACAUCAACAUCAUCGAGUUCGACGUCACGCAGAACCAGCUGCUCAAGCUGUUCGAGGAGGAGACCGGCGCCAAGUGGACGGUGAACCACAAGACCGCCGACGAGGUCAACGAGGAGGGCAAGAGAAAGCUGGCUGCCGGCGGACGGUUCCCGUUUGAGGAGUUCCUGAUCAAGUACCACUUCGCUGACGUGCCCGGCCACUCUAUCCCGGAAGAGGGCAAGGCGAAUAAGGUGCUGGAGCUGCCGCAGAGCGACCUGAGGGAAUUCGUGAAGGGAUACAUUAAGGAGAACAGCAAGUAA